AUUGUAAGAAAUUAUUAUCUUUCCAAUAGAUUCAAAAUUUUUAUUAGUUGCAUAUCUGUAUUUUCUGCCCAUUACUGAAAAUACCACAAAAUGUUUGCCUUGCAAGCUGUGAAGCAACCAUGGGAGAAACUUGCAUGGAGCCCCGAGCACGAGCAGAAAAUCUAUCGUGAUUGGGGUCUCUUUUAUAUGCACAAGCAACAAUUAAACAUAGCUCAGUAUUACUGUGACAAAUCUUUGCAAAUUAAGGAAGAUGACGAUAAGGCACUGUACUAUCGCAGUAUUUGCAAACGAAAUGUUGCACAAACCGAACAGGCAUUGAAAGACGCCAGAGUCGCUGGAGACAUCAAUGACUUAAGCGCGCCCAUUAAAAUUGAGGUUUGCAAUGCUCUUUAUGAGAUGAACCAGUUUGAGAAAUGUAAAGUCGAGGCCUAUGAUUAUUCCUGCAAAUACAAGGGCAAAAAUGUUAAUGCAUUUAAGAAUCGAUUACAUGUGAUCGAUCAAAAUUUCAAAGAUUGUUUGGGUGAUACGCUGGGUCCUUUUUUACUGAAAAAUGAACGAAAUUUUCCAAAAGUCUUAGCACAAAUUGCAAAAGAUAAUUUUGUGGAUACACGUCCGUUGUGGAAAACUUUAAGAGACGAAGGAAAAUGUGAUGUACUCAGCAUUCUUGAACUUGAGGAAAUACUUUUACAUCCCCGUGAAGUUGCCCGUCGUGCACGUGCCUUUAAAGUUUUUAAUCAAAUAUAUUUAAACAAAAGCUGGCAAGAUGUUUUGUUCUUAAAGGAGUUGCGUGAGGAUCAGAAUUUAUUGAUGCCACAAUUUCGGGAAUCCACACCUUACUUAAGACGACUAGUACAUAACACAUAUGAUAUAUCAAAAAAAUAUUUGAAAAUGUUACAUGCUCGCAGUCCUUUAUACAAUGAAAAUAUGCGUAGGUGUCCAAAUAAAGCCGUUUGGGAUAAGCAUCAUGAAGCUCAUCUUUAUAGAGUACAAUAUGAAACCCGUCGUCGUAUGAUAACUGCACAGAAGGAAAUCCUUCAACUUAGAGAAAGUGGCAAAAUAAGGAAAUUGGCCAGAUAUAUUGAAGAACUUAUGGGUGAUUAUGUUGUUCUAAAAACACAUCGGGUUAUGCCUUGGAAGUACGAGUUUGUUUGCGAGGUAUAUAACGUUUUGGCAUUGGCAUAUGCGGAUCGCUAUCAAAUACCAGCAAGACUGAAUGGGCAACUUAAGGAUCAUAUAUUUUAUCUAUUGGAAUUACCUGUAAAUAAAGGCAAAGAUCAAAUACAAUUUGUAUUCGGUGAUAAAUCAACAUACCAAGAACCAGAUGCUAUUGAUCACACAUUCAUUGCUUACAGGAACUUUCUGUCUCGUCUUGAAAAACGAAUGCGAUUUGCAAAAUACGCUAUUGAGAAAUGUUAUUUGUUGCAUGAAAUGGCAAAUGCUCACCUUCGCCAAAGACGUUUCGAUAUGUGCUGCUCAAUGGCACGAAAAGCGAUUAUUGAGGCAAGAGCAAGUCAUAGUCAUUUGUGGUCAUUCCUUAGUACAAUGUUAGUGUGUAAAUCGCAUGCAACUUUGCAUAAAACGGAGCUUGUUAGGGAAGCGCUUGAUGAGGCUUUGCAACUGACUGUAAUGUUAAAGAGUCCAUAUUUACAUGCUUUUAUAGAACUAUGUUUGGCUGUUAAUGAAGAGGAGCUUUCAGUUAAGAAACGAAGUCAAUCAAUUGACUUAGGUAGCAGAAGGAAGAGUAAAGCUUCGUUUAAUAGCCAAUCUUCGCAAUUCUCUUACGGUAGUUAUGAAGCAUAUGAAGGAAUGCCUUUUGGAGAACACAUUUCUGGAACAACUACUAUGACAACUGCAUCAGAUCCAACAAAAAUAGGAACAGCAACAGGAACAGGAACAGCAUCAAGAACAGGAACAGGAACAGCAACGGGAACAGCAACAGGAACAGCAACAGGAACAGCAACAGGAACAGCAACAGGAACAACAACAGGAACAGCAACAGGAACUCCGCAAUCAUCUGCAAAAUCUGUUCCAUCUACGCUGACUGGAACGUCAGGAACUACUGUAACCACUGAUACCUCAGCACCAUCCGAAAAAUCAAGUAAAAAAGGUAAAGGAAAAAAAGGAAAGGAAAAAGGAAAGAAAAAAUCUGAUCCAUCUACGCUGACUGGAACGUCAGAAACUACUGCAACCACUGAUACAUCAGCGCCAUCCGAAAAAUCAAGUAAAAAAGGUAAAGGAAAAAAAGGAAAGAAAAAAGGAAAGAAAAAGGGAAAGAAAAAACGAAAAUAAUUUACUUUAAUAUAAUAAUUGUCAUACAUUUAUACAUAUAUAAGGAUUUCGAUACAUAUUUAUGUUUAUACGUACAAAAUCAAGUCAAAAUUAUAACUCCAUCAAAAAUAAACUAAAAAUUGUAA
Teleopsis dalmanni is the source of this 2414-nucleotide messenger RNA. RefSeq lists its product as uncharacterized. The transcript has 8 exons. NCBI's taxonomy places the organism in Eukaryota, Metazoa, Arthropoda, Insecta, Diptera, Diopsidae. The record is from RefSeq and is a predicted model, not a curated record. Gene Ontology annotation, molecular function: protein binding. Bases 91 to 2289 code for a protein of 732 amino acids.